AGUGCCUUUCCAUUCAUAUUGGUCAAGCUGGCAUCCAGAUUGGGGACGCUUGUUGGGAACUUUAUUGCCUGGAACAUGGAAUCCAGCCAGAUGGCAUCCUUCUUGACAGUAAACAGCAUCAGCCGGAAAAUGCUAACAUGGAGCAUAUGAGUACAUCUUUUAAUACCUUCUUUUGCGAGACAAGAGCUGGGAAUCAUGUGCCCAGAGCACUCUUCAUGGAUUUAGAACCAACUGUUAUAGAUGGCAUCCGUACUGGAAAGUACCGUUCACUCUUCCAUCCAGAGCAGCUGCUUAGUGGGAAGGAGGAUGCUGCGAACAACUACGCACGAGGUCGCUACUCUGUGGGCUCAGAGAUCAUCGAUCUUGUGCUAGAGAGGAUCCGGAAGCUGGCAAAGCAGUGCAGUGGACUCCAGGGGUUUUUGAUUUUCCGAAGCUUUGGAGGAGGCACUGGAUCAGGAUUUACAUCUCUCUUAAUGGAGCAGCUUUCAGCAGAAUAUAGCAGGAAGACUAAAUUGGAGUUUGCUGUCUAUCCAGCUCCCAGGAUCUCCACUGCUAUAGUAGAGCCCUACAAUUCCAUCCUCACUACCCAUUCUACCAUAGAGCACUUGGACUGUGCCUUUAUGGUGGACAAUGAAGCCCUCUAUGACAUCUGCCAUCACAAACUUGGUGUUGAACGCCCCUCUUAUGCCAACAUUAAUAGGUUGAUAGGUCAGGUGGUAUCUUCCAUUACUGCUUCUCUUCGGUUUGAAGGGCCCUUGAAUGUGGACCUAAUUGAAUUCCAGACUAACCUAGUCCCUUAUCCAAGAAUACACUUUCCCAUGACAACCUUUGCCCCCAUCAUCUCUGCCGAGAAAACCUACCAUGUGCAGCCCUCCGUGUCAGACAUCACUGCUGCUUGCUUUGAGCUCUCCAACCAGCUGGUCAAGUGUAACCCUCGGCUUGGGAAGUACAUGGCCUGCUGCCUGCUCUAUAGGGGGGAUGUGGUGCCUAAGGAUGUGAAUGCAGCAAUUGCAGCUGUAAAGUCGAGGAACUCUGUUCAGUUUGUAGAUUGGUGUCCAACUGGUUUCAAGGUGGGCGUCAACAAUCAUCCACCAGAGGUGAUACCAGGAGGGGACCUGGCCAAGCUCCGGAGGGCUGUCUGCAUGCUGAGCAACACCACGGCAAUUGUGGAGGCCUGGGCCCGCCUAGACCACAAGUUUGACCUCAUGUAUGCCAAGAGGGCCUUUCUGCACUGGUACAUUCAAGAAGGCAUGGAACAAGGAGAAUUCUCAGAGGCCAGGGAAGAUUUGGCAGCCCUGGAGAAGGAUUAUGAGGAAGUGGGGCAAAGUUCCUGAUGCAUGGAACUAUGGAUGAAUGGUGGAAAUGAAUGUUAAGUUCUAAUGCGUGCUUUCUCUUCAAGCCAUUAUACAUUUAGUAGAUAGUUUCUCCUUUUAGAAGAGUAUCUAAAAUCAGGCAAGACCCUAAGUUCCACACUAAAUUACGUGGGUCAUUAUUAACAAUGAUCACAUACUUCUUUGUCUAAUUCAGCUGUGAUCCCUGCGAGCCUGCUGAGGUUCAGAGUUCUUUGAAUAACUGGUUUAUUCUAGUUGGUGAUUUUUGUUUGUUUGUUUGCCUUUUGUCAGAAUGAAAACCUGGCUUUAUUCUUUCCUUAUAUUUUUUAACCAAGAGACUGUG
Molecule: messenger RNA, 1674 nt
Organism: Lepus europaeus (European hare)
Lineage: Eukaryota; Metazoa; Chordata; Mammalia; Lagomorpha; Leporidae
Gene: TUBAL3
Product: tubulin alpha like 3
Exons: 3
Coding region: 138-1334 (398 amino acids)
Biological process (GO): microtubule cytoskeleton organization; mitotic cell cycle
Cellular component (GO): microtubule; cytoplasm
Molecular function (GO): GTP binding; structural constituent of cytoskeleton
Source: RefSeq, a predicted model, not a curated record